Aquila chrysaetos chrysaetos is the source of this 7592-nucleotide messenger RNA. It is a transcript of the gene USP40, whose product is annotated as ubiquitin specific peptidase 40. Gene Ontology annotation, cellular component: nucleus; cytosol. The record is from RefSeq and is a predicted model, not a curated record. The coding region runs from base 1232 to 5035 and encodes 1267 amino acids. Gene Ontology annotation, molecular function: cysteine-type endopeptidase activity; cysteine-type deubiquitinase activity. The transcript is spliced from 32 exons. NCBI's taxonomy places the organism in Eukaryota, Metazoa, Chordata, Aves, Accipitriformes, Accipitridae. Gene Ontology annotation, biological process: protein deubiquitination.
UGGUUAAAUGCUAAAGUGCGGCAGGUCUAACUGGAAAAAUGAAUGAAGGCUGUGAGACAGUUUGGAAAGAGUGCUAAACCUAGUAAUUACGUCUUGAAGUAUGGGCGGUGGGACCUUUACAGACUUUUCUUUUUUAGGCAGUCAAGGUAUAAGAGCUGCAUUCAGAGGAGAAAAAACUAAUACAAAGACAUCAAAAUUAUUUCUUUCCUGUCUAUGUUCAUUAAGAAGUAUUUCCAGCCAUGUUAUUUUAUUUUGUGAGGAUUUAUAAGGGGAUAUCUAUUGUGUGAAGUGGUGAAGAAGCAUUAUAGCACAAGCAGAGUGAAGAGUGUCAUGCUGCUUCAUAGUCAGCUGCUCUGAGCAUAGCCUUUUGCCUAAAAACUGCUCUAUUCUGGGAAGGACUAAAAUGGGCUUAAUGUAAUGCUAUUUUAUAGAAAGUUACAGGAAAUGCCUGACGAACUACCAGUUGGUUGAAUGGGGAGCUAUCAACUUCAUUUGGAUUUUCAAAAAGCAUUCAACAACUUUUGCCACUGAAAGCUUUUAAAGAAAUUAAGCUGACAUAGGAGAAGAAAGUUGUUGCUUGAUUAAAUGAUUAGCUAAAAGAUAGGAUACAAAAGGUCAACCAUUACAGAGGGGGAGUUUCUCUGUACUUUUGCUAGGGCCUGCAUUCAGUGUAUCAUAAACUGUCAGCAAUAAACAGCAAAUGCUGAGAUGAUUAAUUUUUCUUGUGAAGUCGACUGAUACAUUGCAGUAAAGACAAGUGCCAUCAGUGAAGCUUUAAAGUCUUUAUGCUAAUAGGCCGCUGAAUGAAACAAUAGCAGAUGAUAUUCAUUGUAGGUGAGUCCAAAGAGGUGUAGCAUGGGGCAGAGCUGAUCACAGCUUUACAGUUAUAUAUACACAUGUAUUUCUGUAAAGUGCACGUAUAGUGGUCGGGUUUGAAGUGAACACACAGGAGUGAUAAUUGGGGCAAUAAUAUAUGUUGCUUAAAAAAAAGUAGUUUAGUGCUCAGCAGUUGUACAAAAGAGAACAAACCAGAGCAUUAUUAUUUAGCUAUAGAAGGCCAUGGUUUGCGCACAUCUUGAACAUGGUAGGCAGAUGUGGUCCUCUGAUCUCAGAAACAGAUAAAGGAGAACUUUAAGGCGUUCAGAGGUGGUAGAUAAGGAUAAUUGAAGAUAAGGGACAAGUUCUGUUGUAGGAGUAAAUACAUCUUUGUGGAAGCUUUUGUCUGGAAGAGAUGUCUGAGUGGAAUAUGAUAAAGAUCUGUAAAAUUGCACAUGAAAUGAAGGACUGUUUUGCCUUCACAAUGUUUGGGGACUUAUUUGAAGAGGAUUUUUCCUUUAUUUCAAACAAUCAUUUUGGAAAAGGGAAGAAAUCAAAGCCCAGAGAUUCUGAGCCUCCACCUCCCAGGGAUUUCACCAAUCUAAGUGGUAUCAAAAAUCAGGGUGGGACCUGCUACCUCAAUUCCCUUCUGCAGACUCUGCUUUUCACACCUGAAUUUAGAGAGGCGCUGUUCUCUCUAGGACCUGAAGAACUUGGGUCUCUGGAUGAUAGCAGUAAACCAGAUGCAAAGGUUCGAAUAAUUCCAUUACAACUUCAACGGUUAUUUGCUCAGCUUCUGCUCUUGGACCAGCAGGCUGCAUCUACAACAGACCUUACUGAGAGCUUUGGGUGGAACAGCCAUGAGGAAAUGAGGCAGCAUGAUGUGCAGGAAUUAAAUCGGAUUCUGUUCAGUGCUUUGGAAACUUCCCUUGUGGGGACUUCGGGUCAUGACCUUAUUAAGCGAUUGUACCAUGGGAUUGUUGUCAACCAGAUUGUUUGUAAAGAGUGCAAGAAUAUCAGUGAGAGACAGGAAGAUUUCUUAGACCUAACAGUAGCAGUAAAAGGUGUAACUGGCUUGGAGGAGGCCCUGUGGAACAUGUAUGUAGAAGAAGAGUACUUUGAAAAUGAGAACUUGUAUCGAUGCGGAGCCUGUGAUAAACUUGUUGAAGCUUCAAAGUCUGCUAAACUACGCAAGUUGCCACCCUUUCUCACCAUUUCUCUCCUGAGAUUUAACUUUGACUUUGAGAAGUGUGAACGAUACAAGGAAACAAGCUGCUAUACGUUCCCUAUCCAGAUAAAUUUGAAGCCUUUUUGUGAGCAGACUGAAAUGGAUGAUUCGGAGUACAUGUAUGAGCUCUUCUCUGUUAUUAUACAUAAAGGCGGCUGCUAUGGAGGACACUAUCAUGUUUAUAUCAGAGAUGUGGAUGAAUUAGGAAACUGGCAAUUACAAGAAGAAGAAGAUAGGCUGAUUGAAGAUACGGCUUUAAGAGAUAAUGAAAAUGCCAAAGAAGUAGAAAAUCCGUUGGCGGUGUUGAAAGGGAUUUUGUCAGAGGAAGAAUCUAAACAAAUGCCCGUGGAUCAAUUAGGGCAGAAAUUAUUGGAGAAAAAAGGGAUGUCCUGGAAUAAGAAAUACCGAAAACAGUAUGGAGCAUUACGAAAGUAUUUGCAGAAUCAUCCUCACAUAUUUCAAUUCAGUCCUGAUGAAAAUAAGGUUGGUCUGAAGGAAAAACACAAGCUCCUGUUUAAGUCAGAUUCUCAAGGACAAGGUCUCCAAAGCCCUCCUCGGAAGAAUGAUGUUCAGUGGAAUUCAGAAAAAAAACCUACAAGGCUAAGGGACAGUUCUGGUUGCCAUUGGUUUGAUCUGAAUGAUUCAAAGGUCCAGCCAAUCAAGGAGAUGGAUAUUGAGAAACAAUUUCAGGGUAAAGAGAGCGCCUACAUGCUGUUUUAUCGAAAAUCUCAGUUAAAAAGACCGCCUGAAGCGCGAGGAAAUCCAAGGUACCAAAUUCCUGAACACCUUCUGAAUGAAAUGAAUGCUGCUAAUACUGAGCUGCAAAAAAAGAGAGCGGAAUGUGAUUCAGCAAACAAUGGCAUUGAUUUACAUCUCCAUUUGAGCUCAUGUUAUAAAUUUCACAAUGGGGCUUUGCAUCCUUCACUUACUUGGAAAGAGGGUGUUGUGGAUUUGACUAUUGAUAGAAGAAAAACGCUAGGAGACCUUCGACAAUCAGUAUUCCAGAUGUUGGAAUCUUGGGAAGGGGACAUGAUUCUCAGUAUUGCCAAGCCUUUACCAGCAGGACUGCAUCUUUACCAGAUACUUGAUGGAGAUGAGCUGACACUGGAUGGCAUUGGGCUGGCUGAUGGAGCAGACAUCUUUGUGUGGAAUGGAAAAGAGGUUGGUGGAACAAAGGUCAUGACGGGUGCUGAUCAUGAACCUGUGGUCAUAAACGUUCUUCGUUUAGCAGAGUAUAACGAAGGAGGGAAGGGUCAGCAUUUCACAGAAUCGCAGCACGUCUUUUCAUGCAGCACAAAACUGGGUGAUCUGCGCAGAGCCUUAGCACCGUCAGGAGGAAUCAUUCUAAAGAACGGCUCAGGACCAGAUAAAGAAGCCAAGAACUGGGAAGUCUUUCUUGAAGAAGAUAUGAAGGAAACAGUGAAAGGUGUUGGCCUGAUGGAUGGAUGCUCAGUACUAAUCUUAGACAGCCAUGACCAGAGCUUCGUGAAUAUGUCAAGUGGCAAUUUGACUGCUUUUACAUAUGACAUCAGCUGGCUCCAAGUUAAAAACUUCUGCAGAACACAAGAUGAAGAGAAACAUGUUAAAAUUACUGCCACUAUUGAAACAGUAAUGUCUGAUAUCAAAAUGAAAGCAAUACGGGAAUUUCAGCUAGAGGAGGAGCUAGCAAAUGACAGCUGUCUUAGACCUGUUAGCGGAAAUGGGAAACUUCUGUCUCCAGUGCCUGAGGAUUAUACUGUCAAGGAAGCGGAACUGAAAAUGGGAAGCUUGCUAGGGCUGUGUCAUGGGAAUGCUCCAACUUCUACUCAGCUCUUCUUAUAUUUUAUUGUUGGGAGUGACCAAAACGCAAGCCCUGAGAUGGAGAUAGUUGUGGAGGAGACUGCCUCUGUCAAAGAGUGUCUAAAUUUAAUGCUGGAAAAAUCUGGAUUAUCAGGUGACAACUGGCAUUUGAGAAGGAUUGACUGGUGCUAUGAAGCAGGGGAAGCAUUAAGUCAGGAAAAUGCCACUCUGAAGGAACUUAAUGUUUGCAGUGGAGAUACUUUGGUUGUAACUGAAGGAAAACUUCCAGCAAAGGGUUUCCUGAAAAUACCCAUCUGGUGGUUCAAGUCUUCAAGCCAUAAGAAACAUGGAGAGAACACACAAGACCAAGUGAAUGGGAUGACGUGCAAGAUGGAUGCUUUGCAGGUGUCUCCUACAGGAGAUUCACCAGAAUACAUCCACACAGACAUGGAUCUUUGUUAUGCUGGCAGUAUAGAAAUAGCAGGAGAAGCUUCUUUGGAAGAUCUGAAGAUGCAGGCUAUGACAUUACUAUGCUGCCAGGAGCAGAUUGUCCCACUGCCCUCGUUUCUCAGAGCAUGGACAGUGGACAGUAAGCGCCCAGCCAAGCUUUUACGAAACAACAAGCAGCAACUCAAUGACUAUAAGCUGGGUGCCAGAGUGGAAAUCUGCAUAGAACCUUUGCAAAAAGAAGAGCAUUUGGGCCCCCAUGAACUGCUGCUUCGAGUCCAGAUGGGCAUACCAGGGGAGAGGGACUACUAUGACUCCACGGAUUUGGUGUGGGAUAUCUCCAAAGAAUGCACAACCUGGGCACUGAGGCAACAAGUGGCUUCUCACUAUUGUCUCCCUGUAGAUAAAAUUGAAAUAGCCAAAUACUUCCCUGAAAGAUUUGAGUGGCUGCCAAUAUCUAGCUGGACACAGCAAAUUUCAAAGAGGAAACGGAAGAAAAAACAGGAGAGUUUACAGUCAGCGCCUUACCACCUGAAAGAUGGAGAUAUCAUUGGGGUGAAGAAUCUUCUCCUUGAUGACACUAAGGACUUCAGCACAGUGAGAGAUGACGUUGGAAAAGAGAAACAAAGGCAGCUUGUGUUACAAAAAAAGAAAAGUCGGCAAGCCGAACGCUUACAGGACCAUGUUUUCUCUGAGGAGAAGCUGAAUAUUAAGCACCGUAAACCAGAAGUGGCUCUUUCUAUCAACGUGGGUGUUUUCAGAUAGCACCAGGAGAUGAUUUGCUGAUCAGACCAUACUACCUAUGUACUCAGUUGGCUUGGAGUACCUCAACUGGACCAACAAGAGGGUCUUUCCUGAAGUGUCUUCAAGAAUCACUGAGACAAACUGGAUAUAUAGGUUUCAGGAUAACUCUGAUUUUCUUCUAGUCUCUCUUGGGGGAAGUGCUUUAGCAUCCCUUUAUCCAUGUGGUACUUUUUCUCAGGCUAGGUAAAUGCACUUUAUCCAUGAGAAGGCUGAUUAAUAUAUUGUAUAACCUUUUGGUGACUGUUUAGUAAUCACCCUAAAUGCUUUUUUUUUUUUUUUUGAUCAGAUGCUGAUGUCUUGCACCAUCACUACAGCGUUGCUGGGUUUUUAAUGCAGUCAUAAACAUCUCUUUUUUUAGAUAUUUUGUUUUUCAUCUCUGGUCACUGAAGUUACUAGCGAUACCAGAAUUUGUUUUUGUCUUUUUAUAUAUAAACCUAAGUCUGUAGUAGCUGGAGUCAGAUUUCAGGAAUGAAGGAAAUGUGAAAAUCUCUGGACAAAGUGUACUGAAUUGGCAAAAAAAAAAAAAAAAAAAAAAAAAGAGUAAGUUCAGAAUCUGUCAAGCUCUAAAACCUGAAGACCUUUUGCGAUAUGGAACAACAGUGCGGUAACCUAUAUAUUUAAAAUUGCUAGGGCUUUUUUUUUUUUUUUUCCAUAAGCUUCAUUAACAAACAAAAGAGAUGGAAAAAAUUGGCAGAUCUGAUUUUUGAUCUUAAGUGGGUUUUAUUGUACUCAAGAAAAAGGCUUGUAUUUAUUUUCAGUACUCUUAUUCAGAGGACUUUCCCUCAUUUCUUAUUUUUUCAAUUGUUCUAAUAUUCUUUGUUACAUUUCGGAAGAAGUUUCUCUUGGUGUCACAAAGCUGAUUUACAGCCUCCGUAACAGAAGGGGAUGUAUAUGGCUGACGACCAGCUGAACUCAGUAACAAAGGUUCUUGAGUAUUAAGUAAAAUGUUUACCGAGUGCUUAUGAGACUGGAUCUCAAGAAUGAGAACGUGUGUAACUAGCUGAUGAGAGACCAUAUUUUUCUUACCCCUGAGGCUGGGAAUUGGGGUUGACCAGAAUCUGACACUUCAGCAUCUUUAUCAAAACUUUUUUAAUGCUUACAAUACUUAAACUGUGUUUCCCCCCACUGUAUGUGACUAUUCAUAACUUAAUUUCCCAUCAGGUUCAGAAUUUUCGUUGAGCACAACUAGUACUGACAGAUUAACCCAAACUCUUGAUGGAGUUAAUUGUUUACAAUCAAAUUCUAAACAUGUUUUGAAUGAUAAGGCGAAAAUGGAACAGUGGCAGAUAACAUACAAGCAUUUCUGUGCAGCAGUGACGUGCUGGUGGCAUCUAACGUGUUUGGCUGUUAACGGCUGGGAACCUGUGCAAAUGGAUUGCCGUAUCACAUGAAGUCUGCUCUCAAACACACUGCAGAGCUUUGUUGAACUGCACAAAUGUCCGGAAACAUGUUCUGAAAUGAGCAAAGCAAUUGUUCAAAAAUAGCUUUUGAACAAAGCCUGAGGUAUCCUUAGUUAAAUCUGUGUUAAUGAGAGAACAAAAUACAAGUCACUUUUGGGGACUACCAUAAACGUUUAACCUGCUUUGUGUAUAUGUAGAAGAUGCCAGUACAGCAGACUACUAAAAUUUUGGCUAAUAUGAGAAGAUCUCUCAUUUAUCUUUUAUAGGUUAACAAUAUUCUGGUAUUUCAGACAGCUUCAAGACAAAAACUGACACUCUCAGCUAUCAGGAAAAAAAAAAGUCAAAAGCUCUUUGAAGCAUAUGAUUAUUAUUUAUUUCAUUGCAUAUCUUCAAAAUUCAGCAGGUGCUUCUGUGCUUUCUUAGGCUGAUUCAUUCAAGAGGAGGAUAUUUUAAUUUCCUCACUGUUUCGGUUGUAGGUAGGCUUUACUUGAAUCUUGAAAUCCUAGUAGUAUGGAUAGAUUUUCUGACUAAGGUGAGGGCAGCCAAUUGCUUUCCCCAUCUUAUUUUGCAUCGCCUUCUUCCGUAUCAAGUGUUCUUGCGAGCCAAAAAUGAUCACACCUGCUGAUUACUAAGGUAAGCAAGAAAGGUUUGUGUCUGCAGAUUAUUUCAUUGCAUUGCACUUACUUUGCUGUCACUUUAAUUCCUCCAGUUCCUUGCUGGACAGCUGUACUGACCUCAGCCCUCCCACCUACCUGUUAAUAACGCUAGCCUCUUCUUGAAAACACGAAGUUUGGAGAAAUCUAAAUAUGGAUUCCAUGUGCUAACGUGGGGAUUUUAGUAUGUGCCUUUGUUAAAGUGUAAUGUAGCAGCGCCUGCACUGAACCAAUCUUGGAUUAUUUCUAAUGUUGGCUCAAAAUGCUAUUUUUUCCUUAAAACUAUUGUGGGUCAUUCCACAAUGAGAGAGUUCAUUAAAAAUGGGGGUGGGGAGAGGGAACACCUUUUUAAAAUGGAGUCUUUGUGAUUCCACGGUUUAUGAUGGUUAUAUUCCAAAGCCUGGAAAAGCUUUCGUCUUUAUUUUUCAAGUGUUCUUCACAAAAUAAAAAGUAAUUUCUAUUUGA